Varanus komodoensis (Komodo dragon) is the source of this 5195-nucleotide messenger RNA. RefSeq names its product DET1 partner of COP1 E3 ubiquitin ligase (gene DET1). Bases 409 to 2127 code for a protein of 572 amino acids. Gene Ontology annotation, cellular component: cullin-RING ubiquitin ligase complex; nucleus. Gene Ontology annotation, molecular function: ubiquitin protein ligase binding; ubiquitin-like ligase-substrate adaptor activity. The record is from RefSeq and is a predicted model, not a curated record. NCBI's taxonomy places the organism in Eukaryota, Metazoa, Chordata, Lepidosauria, Squamata, Varanidae. Gene Ontology annotation, biological process: protein ubiquitination; positive regulation of proteasomal ubiquitin-dependent protein catabolic process. The transcript is spliced from 5 exons.
GGAAGUUGGGCUCUUGUUCUGCCUCGUGAGGGUUGGGCGGGGAAGGUUUGGUGAGGUGGAAUCUCUUCCUGCCCGACGCCUUCUUCGUUCUCGCUGAAGCCAGUGCGCGCGUGGGGAGCAGGGGAGGGAGGGAGCCUGUGCUUCUCUCCAUGCCCCUCGCAGUGGCCCUUGCCCUUCCCAACAGCAAGGACGUUGAGAUGCCCAUUUAUCGCCAGGAAAGGGCUUCCAGACAUCUCCUAGUCCUACUCCUUAAGUAUCUGAGCUAGCGGGGAAGGAGUAGCUCUUUCCAAUUCGUAAUCUGUGAGAAAUAAGCCCAUCAAAUAACUGAAAGAUUCUCUGAGCCCGAAGGACCCGCUGAUGAGCCCAAUUCUUGCAGCAUCCACAUUUGCCUCUCCUUGACGGCAUGAUAUGCUUUUUGGAAUCUGUCUGAUUCUCACUAUUCUGGGAUGUUCUCAGCCUGAAGAAAAUAGUAUGGAUCAUGAGGCCCCAACCAUCAGGCCUCGUCGUAUCCAGAACCAGAAUGUCAUCUACCGUUUGGAACGUCGAAGGAUCACAUCGGGCAAGACAGGGACCCACUGGCACCAGGUCCGUAUCUUCCACCAGAAUGUCUUUCCCAAUUUUACUGUGGUCAACGUUGAAAAACCACCUUGUUUCUUACGAAAGUUUUCCCCUGAUGGAAGGUACUUUAUUGCAUUCUCCUCAGAUCAGACUUCUUUGGAGAUCUAUGAAUAUCAGGGAUGUCAGGCCGCAGAGGACCUCCUCCAGGGCUAUGAUGGGGAGAUCUUGGCUAAUGGUAACGAUCAGCGGUCCAUCAACAUCCGUGGCCGACUUUUUGAACGUUUCUUUGUCCUCCUUCAUAUUACCAAUGUAGCUUCCAAUGGUGAGCACUUGAACCGCGAAUGUAGCUUGUUCACAGACGAUUGCCGCUACGUCAUUGUUGGCUCUGCUGCCUAUCUGCCUGAGGAACCCCACCCUCCCUUUUUUGAGGUUUAUCGCAACAGUGAAUCAGUGACCCCUAACCCCAGGUCUCCUUUGGAAGAUUAUUCUUUGCACAUCAUAGACCUUCACACAGGCAGGCUGUGUGACACUAGGACGUUCAAAUGUGAUAAAAUCAUCUUGUCCCACAACCAAGGACUCUACCUGUAUAAGAAUAUCCUGGCCAUUCUCUCUGUGCAGCAGCAAACAAUACAUGUCUUUCAGGUAACACCUGAGGGUACCUUCAUUGACGUACGGACCAUUGGGCGCUUUUGCUAUGAGGAUGACCUCCUCACACUGUCUGCAGUCUAUCCAGAGGUCCAACGUGAUUCUCAGACAGGCAUGGCAAAUCCAUACAAAGAGCCAUUCAUAAAUUCCCUGAAACAUAGACUGUUGGUCUAUUUAUGGCGACGUGCAGAGCAGGAUGGGAGUGCCAUGGCUAAAAGGAGGUUCUUUCAGUAUUUUGAUCAGCUGAGGCAGUUGCGCAUGUGGAAGAUGCAGUUGUUGGAUGAAAACCAUCUUUUCAUCAAAUACACAAGUGAGGAUGUAGUCACAUUACGAGUGACAGACCCUUCACAGCCUUCAUUUUUCGUUGUGUACAACAUGGUAACAACCGCAGUGAUUGCCGUGUUUGAGAACACAUCAGAUGAGUUGCUGGAACUCUUUGAGAACUUCUGUGACCUCUUCCGAAAUGCCACACUUCACAGCGAGGUGGUCCAGUUUCCCUGCUCGGCCUCAAGCAACAACUUUGCCAGGCAGAUCCAACGUCGAUUCAAGGACACUAUUGUAAAUGCAAAGUAUGGCGGACACACAGAGGCCGUACGGCGGUUGCUGGGGCAGCUUCCAAUCAGCGCUCAGUCAUAUAGCGGCAGCCCCUACCUUGACCUCUCCCUCUUCAGUUACGAUGACAAGUGGGUUUCAGUCAUGGAGCGUCCCAAGACAUGUGGUGACCACCCUAUCAGAUUCUAUGCUCGAGAUUCUGGUCUCCUGAAGUUUGAAAUCCAAGCAGGACUUCUGGGUCGGCCUAUCAAUCACACAGUCCGGCGUCUGGUUGCAUUCACCUUCCACCCAUUUGAACCCUUUGCUAUUUCAGUGCAACGGACUAAUGCAGAAUAUGUUGUAAACUUCCAUAUGCGCCACAGCUGCACAUAGUGUCCUUUUUGUCUGGGAUGCUCAGUGGACAGUUUGUGUUUCUCCAUGGACACACCAAAGCUAUACUUUUGCUUUAGGAAACCAAACAGUCAUGCUCCUUGUGAGGACUUAAUGGUCACGUGUCAUCUUAGCCAACAGCAUUUGGCUCUCACAGGUACCUGAGUGUUAAUGAAUACAGAGUUCAUUGUGCUUCUCAUCUUUAUGUUUAUUAGACUUUUUGUCCUUUGGUUAUUAUAUAGAAACCAAACAGAUUUAUUUUGUACAGCCCUUCUGCUCCAAUGGACUCUAUAUUUUUUGGGCUGAAGGGCAGGUUGGUACUACCAACUAAGUCCAAUGGCACAUUCACAUUUCACCAAGGAGUUUAGUCUCCCCAUUUUGCAUCUCCGAUCAGAUUUGUCUCAUCACUGUUUUGUGUUGAAAAGGCAUCUUUUUAAAAAGUGGUUUGGACUCAAUGGGGAGAGAGAAAUAGAAAAGCCACCAUUAUGUCUGUGUUGUUUGUGCACCUGUUCCACCUAAGCCAUCCUGCCAUCUAAACCUGCCUGCCUCACAAGUUCUGCUAGUGGUGAGGGGUGGACUAUGCAGGGUUGUAUGGAGGAUUUUAUUUUGUUUGCAGAUGAUGACUCAAAGGAAAUAGCUGCUGUGCAGUUCAGGCCCUCAGUGAUGACUUCAUUAACUUGUGCUGGUCGCUGGGACCACAGCACAAGCAUGGCCCAUGAAGUUAUUGACCAAGACAGCUAUCUUCAACAGCUUCCAGCCAAGUUGAAGGACUGGGAUAUCUUGGAUACCAUCUAAAAUUUGCAGCAGCUUAAAAUGGUACCUCAUGUACUUUGCUAACAUCUCACAGGGAAGCAAGGAUGUAAAGGUGUAUCUUGUAGAAGAUGUCCACAUGCUCCAAAAUGAAAACAUUUUGCUCAUUCAGCUUAUAUAGAGAAGUGUAUGAUGAGGUGCACUGUUUCCUGCUCUUCCAGUGCUAUGCAGCCAGAGUGAGGGGAGGCCAGAUGGACUUGCAGAUUGGAGCUUGUCGGCUUUUGCAUCUUGGGAGUGAGGCCUUGUGGGUACUGGCACCUGGCUGAGUAACUUAAGUGUUUGGAUUUGUCCCUCAGUUAUAUGCUGUUCACCUCAGCCAAGACUGAAGCUGCUUUUUUAAUACAUAGAUUUUCUUUCCCUUUGGAACAAGUGGUUUGUGGCCUGUACCCUUGGCCUCACUGGCACUUAAUUUCCAGUGAUAAAGGAAAGAAUGCUCUGGGAAGACACCUUUGGAUCCUUGGAUGAUAAGGAGCUGAAAGCAGAACUUAAAUGAAAGGUUGUUGAGUAGUUCUCUUGGGUAUGUGCUGGAUGGCAUGGUGGUAGCAGCUGGGCUGUGCAAAAGAUGUGCUAGGAAGGAGCAGUUCUGUUUGUAGGCACCGUUUAAAGGAAAGAGCUGAAUAGUAGCUUUUCUUUUCCCUCACCUAUGCUACCUUCAAAUGGCUUUGCAAGUGGUUCUGUUCACAUUCCUAUUAUAUCUGUCUAGCACAUGAAGGCAGAGCUAACAUCUCAAAGAAGUGGGAGGUUCUUAAAGGCAGAUGAUCAUAGGGAGAUGUUUGGAGCAUCCACUGCUCCUCAAAUACAGGCUGCCUUUUGUAGAUAACAUUCAUGGAGCAGAGUUUCUACUUUAAACAGCCUGUUUUCAGUAUGUUUGGGGGGAAAUGUCAGUCUCCAUUUUCUUGGGAUUAUGUAUUCUUGGGAUCACGCAUCUGAACUGAUGCCUUUUGUAAAUAUAUGGUACUAGUGGUAGGGUAGGGGCAAGAUGGAUGUGUAAGAAUUGACUAGGGAUGUUAUUCCAAGAUGUUGGCUCUGGGUCUAGGUCCAUAAGAGCUAUAUAGGAUUAGACCAAAGUCCUGUCUGGUCUUGGAUUCUGUUACCACAGUGGCCAACAGAUAAUUUUGGGAAGCCACAAUCAGGAUGUGAAUGCUAUAACAGCCUUCCCCUUGUGUUUCUUAUUGACUGUUCAGAAACAUGUUUCCUCAGAUCCUGUAUGUAAUACCUAGGAAUCAUGACUAAUAGCCAUGGAUAAUCUUAUCCGCAAUACAUCUAACCCCCCUUUAAAGCCAAUCAGGAUGGUGGCAAAUACUCCAUCUUCAAUGUUUUCCACCAUUUUCUCUUUCUAUCACAGUACAAUGCUGUUGUCUUUAAAGUGAGCCUCAUUCAUUCUAAAUAGACACAGUUACAGGAGACAUGGGCUCUACACUUUAUCUUCCCCUCUUUAGAAUAUCCAAAGUUACUCCUUUGUUGAUCUAUACAGAAUACAGACUGAGAGAGACACUGUGACGGAUGAUUUCAUGUGUGAAGACUUUUGGAACAUGUGUUAGUGCUUAAUUAUUUCCUGCCCUGGAACACUGGCUUGUGGCUUUGCCCUAACCUACUGCCCCAAGUGUUUUGUCCAAGUUCCAACAAAGUUGAUAGCCUUCCUCAUGGUUGAGAAAAAGCUUGUGGGCUCCAGACUUACUUGCUGAAAUGGCCUUUACCAUUCCUGAAAGUUUUCGACAUCACUUUUCCCUCCUUCCUAAGUUACAUUGCCAUGCAGAGUGGGUGAUCCAUUUUUCUUUCCUGUUUAAAACUUUAUUGAGUUGGCUCUAGUUUUGAUCAGAGCAGGGGUGCUAAAGGUGAGGAUAUCCAUCUUUUUCUUCCACAUGCUGAUUCCAGAUCAGAAUGGUCUUCAGUGCUGUUAUUUAGCCCCACUGGGGUGGAGUGAGCAGACAAGUACUUGUAUGAUGCUCCCUCCCAAGCAUUACACCUGGUUUGGCCCUAAAAUCCCAAGGAAACUAAGAGAAGCCACCACUGGAAAGUGUGCUGUUAAUGUCUGUCUUCACUUUUGUAGGCAACUACUACAUCCUAUGUUGAAGAAGCAACAAUGAGAACUUGGAAUUAGAAAAGAGAUGCCCCAGUAGAGAUUUGGAUUAAGGUUUUUGAAAAUGGCAGGUGUUGGUAUGCGCAGACUCAGUUUCUCACCUGUGUUGGUCUCUAUUGAUUGCACCCUCUUAAUACUAAAAAUGAUGGGAAGAAAUAAAAGCAUUGUUGGCAUCACUAUA